GUAAGCGGGUUGAAACUGAAUCGUGGCUACAUGUUGAUGGAGCAGAAAUGUCUCUAGUGAACUGGGAGACGUGAGAGGACUGAUUACUGGGAACACGGACUUUUCUUACCCGAAUCUGAAUGAAAUCGUGUCAAGCUGGUACCAUUAGCUGGAGGUUUUGGUGCGACACAUCCUAGUUCUUAGCAAGGCGAGCAUUGGGUACAAAUUGUUAAUUACUGAUUUUUAUGUGCUUGGGCGGGUUUUACACGUAUAUGCCUAUUAGGUGGGUACUGGAUCCUGUUGAUAAAAGGAUCCUUGUGGGUGGAUCUCGGUUACUGUUGUAGGUUUUAGAUUUUUCUGUAAUGCAUCUUUUCUUUCAACUGAGGAACGUUAGUGAAGGAGCGUUUCUGUAAUGUGUGUAGGGUGUCUGUGCCAGUUUGAUUAUAUAACACUUCAGGUACGUAGAAAGAUAUCCUUGUGUUAUAGGAUGUAAAAGCAAAUAAUAAAUAGACACAGGAAUAUAUACAUUAAUCACGUUCUCUUAGCUAAAGCAGUUCUGGAGAAGUUACAGUAGAUAAAUUAGACCACUGCACGCCCCUUGGAAGACCACGCUUGGCAGGGCCAACCAACCGCAGUUCAUGUUUCGACAAGAAGUCAGCGUCCUCUCAUUCAUUCCGUCCUGUUCGUACCUGUUCCAAUACGAGAAAAGGAACAUGUCCCGUUACAAUAUUUACAGCCUGUUGGACUGGAUGUAUGGUGGAGUGGACCCCAAAUUUGAGGGGAACGGAGGCCCCGAGUGCGCCGCCUUUAUUCUCCCUCGGCAGCGCGCCUGCGAGACCCUCAUCUUCACCCUGCUGUCAGUGGCAGAGGUAAUUCUAGCAUUGCGCAACAUCAACAUCUCUAAAGCUCACAGAGAUGCCAUCAGAGACACCAGAAGACAGAAGGAGGACAGUCUUGGCAAGAAUCUGUUGCUGGCAGCCUUAUGUGUGACUUUCGGUGUCGAGGUGGGCUUCAAGUUUGCAACCAAGACUGUGAUCUACCUGCUGAACCCAUGUCAUGUGGUCACCAUGAUACAGAUCUUCCUGUUGGCCUGUCCUCCCGGUAAGACAGCUAUGAUCAUAUUUAGGCUGCAGGUCCACAUGCUAAACGGUGCACUGUUAGCUCUUCUUUUCCCUGUGGUCAACACAAGACUACUUCCAUUUGAAAAAGAGAUCUACUACAUUCAGCACUCCAUGCUCUACCUGGUACCUAUAUACCUCUUCAGAAAAGGAGGUGUGUAUAAACCAGAAGCAUUAAGAGACAUGUGGUGGGCGCUGUUAUCCACAGGCAUCCUCUUCUUUUAUCAUUUUGUGUUCCUGCAGGGCCUGGGAAUGGUGACGGAGGUGAAUUUGAACAACAUGCUGUGCCCAGCUGUGUCCGAUCCGUUUUAUGGGCCGUGGUACCGCGUGUGGGCGGUCGCUCACCAAACGGCGCUGACAUUGGUGCACGGCAAAGCACUCACGGUCAUCUCCCAGUACGUCAUGCCUGCCCUGGGCCACCUGCUUCACUCCGCCCGUCAGCGCUCCAAGAAGAUCGACUGAUGCACAACAGUUACUUGCCUUGCCUUUUGUUAAUGGUCAGCUCAUUUACAACAGAAACUUUCUUCUUCAGUUGCCUUUAACAUUUUAGUUUCGGCUGAUUUAACUUGAACAGUUAUGGAAGGCCAAUCCAGUGAUUUCUCAGUUCAUGGAUGGUUCAUGAACUGGAUCAUUGUUUGUAUUGUCUUUGCAACAGUGGACAAAUGAUAGAUGUUGAAGCAGUCCCACUUGGAAAGUAAUUUCUUUUAGAUUCUAAUGUGUGAGUCCUUAAGGAGUAAAGGGUGUACAAGCAUUUGGGACCCAGCCCAACUAAAUAAGUACUCACAUAUUUUCUGUUGCACCAUUAAGGAACCAACUACAGCAUGUUACACUCAAACACCUUUUCCUUCUUUAUUUGAAAUGUAUUAAGUAAGUGAGCAGUUUGAUUACCCAGACACAGAAUCUGCUUCUCCUGGGUAACCAGACUAGAUAUUUGUCCACGCCUGCAUCUAUUUGCAUUUUAAUCAGUAAUGUUGCCAAUUAGGAAGUUUGUAUUUAAAGACAUUCAGUGUACUCGUUGUGGUUAACGUGUUGUAGCUAGUGUCAGUGUAAUAUUGUAUCUGUAACGGCGAUGCGUGGUGCUUUUAUGUUUUCUGCUCUCGAAUCUUCUCAACAAAUUAAAGGUCAGAUUUUAGAGUGGUUGAGUAUAACCAUGUUACCAUGUUACUUCUAAUAACUCCCACUGAAUCUACCAGGUAAAGCUGUGGUUACACUAGUGACAUACUGUAUGUUUUAAUGGUAUUUGACAUCUCUUAUGAAUUUCAUUUAAAGGUAAACGUCUAUUUGCACUCUUGCCUUACCGCAGACUGUCUUGUUAGAAGCUUUGCCAGAAGGCCGCUCAGGUGGCGCAGCGGUAAAAACCUGCUAGCACACCAGAGCUGGGAUCUCGAAUACAUCGUAUCGUAUCGAAUCUCGGCUCUGCCAUCCGGCUGACAUGAACAAUGAUUGGCCUGUUGUUUAUAUAGGGGUGUGGGGUAUUAAGCCGGAUAGGGUCUCCUCGUGACUGAUGCGACUGCGACCUCUGCUGGCUGAUUGAUGGCGCCUGCACAGAGGUGGGGAAAAAGUGCGUUGAUCAGGGUGUGUCUCUCCGUACACAAGGCUGAUUCGCAUAUAUACACUCGCCUAGUGUGGGUGAAAAGAUGCAUACGGCUGCUGCCCACGUGUCGGAGGGGGCGUGGGUUAGCUUCGUUCUCCUCAAAUCAGAGCGGGGGUCAGCAUUGGGGGAGAGGAAGCGUGAAGCAAUCGGGCAAUUGGACGCGCUAAAAAGUCGGGAGAAAAAGGGGAGAAAAUGCAUAAACAAAAAAUAAAAAUUAAUUAAAAAAUGAAAACAUAAAUGGUAUUCAUGUUAGCUGAAAUUGUAUUUAGCUAAUUAGUUGUAUACUUUAAAAAGGAUAGGACUUCUGAUUCAGCAUAACCAAACCCAAACACCAUUGAAGUGCCUGCUAGCAGCAAGCAGAGGUAGUGCAGCACUGUGAGGUGAAAACAGUUGAGUUGACACGUUUACCUGCAUUCAGAUCGCCAACCAGACCUGAAAGUGAAGCUUCACGUUAUAACACAGCAAAUGCUAAAUAGACAAAGUGAUACAAAACCUUGUGUCACCCUAGUGACCACGGAAAAUAUCAUCCAAUAAAUCUGUAAAUACUAUAAUACAGUUAACAUAUUUGUAGUUGGUUAAAAGGAUAAUUUAGAUGGUGUAGCUGUCUUGUCCACUUUUGUAACUGUUUUAGGUAGCUUUUAUCAUAUAUUGCAUACAAAACGAGUACAAAACAUACACAGUUUGAUUUGAACUCCAGUGUAAAAUAUAGCUUAGAGAAUCAGAAUUGGUUAAAAUGUGAAGGAAACCACCAUGAUAAACAAUUUCUGUUUUUAAAUCUCCCGGUAUGAUGAUGACCUUUUUCUGGUGUAACAACAGCUUUACAGAGUGUAAGUAGAUAUAAAAUGACUAUCAAACUGCAUUUCUAAAUACGUUUUAUAUGGAACUUUUGUAACAUCAUUUUUGUUCUGUCAAGGCCAUUUUACAAACAUCUGUUCAUCUAUGUAUUAUAUUUGCGAUUUUUUCUGUUUGAGUUAAAGUUUUUCUUGUAUUGCACAUUAACAUACAUGUUAAAGGAAAAGUGGUGUCCAACAUGACAGAGGUCUAGAGUUAGUAUAGAUUGUAACUUUUUUUUUUUUAACUGUGACAAUGUCUCUGACCUGUUAGAUCACUCUUAGACUCUGUUCUCAGCCAAGAAACUUUUUUAUCAGUCGUAUUCUAGGGUUUUUAUUAACCUCAAAAAAGGGAACCGAGGCAUUUGCGGAUGUUACAUUUGCUUGUACAUAAAAGUGUAAUUCAUGAAUGAAUCACUGCAGAUUUAAUGUAAGUGCUGUUGCUCUGCCAGAUAUGAAGUACGUCAUGAACCAGUACUGACUGUUCUCAGUUCAGUGAUUUUAGUUAGUGUAUCAUAACAGGCUUCUACUGGAAUCCAGAUGGUGUUUUCUUAAACUGUCUGUGUAUCGCAAUGAUUGAAAGGGAGAUUUGUAGAUUUUUUUGUACAUAUUUUGGUGAAGUACUGUACUAAACCAUGUUACAAAAAUAAAGUUCCUCCACCUA
This is a messenger RNA of Trichomycterus rosablanca, 4185 nucleotides long. Its product is annotated as transmembrane protein 164. Bases 618 to 1559 code for a protein of 313 amino acids. NCBI's taxonomy places the organism in Eukaryota, Metazoa, Chordata, Actinopteri, Siluriformes, Trichomycteridae. The record is from RefSeq and is a predicted model, not a curated record. The transcript has 6 exons.